Molecule: messenger RNA, 1089 nt
Organism: Alligator mississippiensis (American alligator)
Lineage: Eukaryota; Metazoa; Chordata; Crocodylia; Alligatoridae
Gene: PTPRCAP
Product: protein tyrosine phosphatase receptor type C associated protein
Exons: 2
Coding region: 73-693 (206 amino acids)
Cellular component (GO): plasma membrane
Source: RefSeq, a predicted model, not a curated record
CACUUGCAGCCAGUUGGAGCAGAAGCCCCUGCACUGCGAGGAGCUGCAAUCUGCCCUGGGCAUUUCCUCACAAUGGGGCUGCGGCCGUGGGGAGUGUUGCUCCUGUUGCUGCCAGGCAUUGUGCUGGGCUCCAACCAGAAUGAGGAUCGGGACUCCAUCACUGUGGUCCUCCUGGUCCUCUUCCUACUGCUACUGCUCCUGGUGCUUUCCUUGGCCUGGCACAAGCUGAGCAAGGACUCGGAUGGCAAGUACCACCCCAAGCGCCUUUGUCAGCCCCGCCGGGCACUGGCAGCACUGAGGGUGCGCUGGCAGGCAUUGCGAGGGAGGUCUUCCUCCAUGCAAGGCUGGCAGGAGGAGUAUGAUGAUGAGGAGGAGGAGGAAGAGAAGGAGGAAGAGGAAGAGGAACAACAGAAGCUGUGUGACAUGGAGGAAGGCAGAGGAAGGCAGGAGCAGCACAGCCAGGAAGAGGAACAGGAUGAGAAGGAGGAGGAGGAGGAAGAGGACGAGGACAAGGAUGUGGACACCAUCCCAGCAUUUCCUGAGACCCCUGAAGGAUCACAGGAGGCCGUGUGUGCCACAGAGGGGGGUAACGCUGAAGCCCUGCUCAGCAACCUGCACUCCUUCUCUGGCACAGCCACCUGGGAGGACAGCCCUGGGGAGGGGGCCAAAAACCAACACGUCACCGCCCUCUAGGGGCAGCUGAGGAAAGGACAUGCAUGAACUCUGCCAGGGGAUCCAGGGGUGCUUCUCUGGAGCACUGGAAGUCCGUCCCCACCCCACAACGCUGCCGGCUCUACAGGGCUCUAACAGAUUGCACCCCUCCCUCACCACUCCUCUCUCCAGAGACUCCUUGCUCCCUGCAUCCCCCAAAAGUGUAGCUUGCUCUGCUCAUUUCAGUGCCAGGGAACCCUACCCCCUGCCCUGACUGGCACUGCCUGCAGUCUGUGCGGAGGAAAAUGGUGCAGCCUAGUGGGAUACUGGGGCGGGGGGAGAGGGCAAGGAUCUGCAUACACGGUGGGAUUGGCUGUACAGGCAAUGUGGCUCUGUUGUGGGCACUAAUAAAUGGGUGACACUGCCCACAGUAUGGCA